UGACAUCGAGCCAGCAGCGAUAAAUUCGUCUGCUCUUUAGACGUGAAGUGUGCGGACUUGUGUGUUGCGCCGAAAACAAAUUUUUAUGAAUUUCUUUUUUACUGAGAAAUGUUUCUUCGAAAAUUGGUAUCGGUUAUCGGGCGAGAGAAGGGAUUUCAUUCUACUAAGGCACUAUUGGAAGCUGCGAUAAUAGAUGGGAACAAUAUCGCCAAGCAAAUAGAAAAAGAAGUUAGAACUUCAGUUGAAUCCUGGAUCAAAAGUGGAAAACGAAGGCCAAAGUUGGUAGCAAUAAUUGUUGGUGAUGACCCAGCCAGUAAAGUUUACGUCUCUAGAAAAGUCAAAGUUGCGAAAGCUGUUGGAAUUGACGCAGAGACGAUAACCUUCGACAAAAGCAUCUCACAAAAACAUCUGCUCAAGGCUAUUGAAAACCUCAACAAAGACACCUCUGUCGACGGCAUCCUGGUCCAGUUGCCAAUUCCAAAAUCCAUAAACGAAAGGGAAAUUUGCGAGGCGGUAACGCCUGCUAAAGACGUGGAUGGUUUCCAUUCUGAAAAUAUGGGGAAGCUUUCAGUCGAUAACGACAGUAUUGUGCCAGCAACUGCCCUAGGAGUUAUAGAAUUAAUCCAAAGGACAAAAGUCGACACAUUUGGCAAAAAUGCUGUGGUCAUUGGCAGGUCGAAACAUGUCGGUUUACCAAUCGCUCUGCUACUUCAUUCUGAUAGUAAAGGUGUCAGUGGAGCCCUAGACAUGACAACGACAAUCUGCCAUCGCCACACUCCUCCAGAGGAGUUAAAAAAAUUUACAAGACUAGCCGACGUCGUAGUGGCGGCUGCAGGAGUUCCUGGUUUGGUAAAAAAGGACAUGGUGAAGCCUGGAGCUUGCGUAAUUGAUGUUGGUAUCACCAGGGUGGAUACGGAAUCUGGGCAAAAAUUGUUGGGAGAUGUUGACUAUGAAAGCGUUAAGGAGAUUGCUGGACAUAUCACUCCUGUUCCGGGAGGCGUUGGGCCAAUGACUGUUGUCAUGCUGAUGAAAAACACACUCAAGGCUGCUCGGAAAAACCAGAGUUAAUGCAGCUUGUGACUGCUCUAUGAAAUUAGACUAAGGAUGUAAGAAAACCUGAGAAUUUUGAGAUCUUAAAAGACUGCUGGAAUGCAGAAAAAAGUAUUUUAUUUUAUUUUAGCUUUUGAGGGACGAUUUAUCAAGCACAGUAUUUUUGCCGCGAAGACACUUUAUUAUUUUGUACCUACUUUUCUAUUAUUCAUGUAGAAACGAGUUAAUAAAUUUUUUAAUUG
Belonocnema kinseyi is the source of this 1292-nucleotide messenger RNA. RefSeq names its product bifunctional methylenetetrahydrofolate dehydrogenase/cyclohydrolase, mitochondrial (gene Nmdmc). The record is from RefSeq and is a predicted model, not a curated record. The transcript has 4 exons. Gene Ontology annotation, molecular function: methylenetetrahydrofolate dehydrogenase (NADP+) activity; methenyltetrahydrofolate cyclohydrolase activity; methylenetetrahydrofolate dehydrogenase (NAD+) activity. Bases 109 to 1068 code for a protein of 319 amino acids. NCBI's taxonomy places the organism in Eukaryota, Metazoa, Arthropoda, Insecta, Hymenoptera, Cynipidae. Gene Ontology annotation, cellular component: mitochondrion. Gene Ontology annotation, biological process: tetrahydrofolate interconversion.